AUGAGAUUAUUAAAAAGUCAUGUAUUACUUAGAUUAUUUAAUUCUUAUGUAGUUGAUUCUCCUCAACCAGCUAAUUUAAGUUAUUUAUGGAAUUUUGGUUCUUUAUUAGCAGUAUGUUUAAUAAUACAAAUAUUAACAGGAGCAUUUUUAGCAAUGCAUUAUACGCCAAAUGUAGAUUUUGCUUUUAAUAGUGUAGAACAUAUAAUGAGAGAUGUUAAUAAUGGAUGGAUAGUAAGAUAUACUCAUGCAAAUGUAGCAUCUUUCUUUUUUAUAUUUGUAUAUAUGCAUAUAGCAAGAGGUAUUUAUUAUGGUUCAUAUAAAUCACCUAGAGUAUUAGUUUGGUCAAUUGGAACUAUAAUUUUAAUAUUAAUGAUGGCUUUUUUAAAUUAUGGGCCAAAAUGCACAAAUACUUACUUUGAAAAUUUGAUAGCUUUUUUAGGAUAUGUAUUACCAUAUGGACAAAUGUCAUUAUGGGGUGCAACAGUUAUUACUAAUUUAUUAUCAGCAAUACCUGUAUUUGGUCAAGAUUUAGUUGAAUUAAUAUGGGGUGGAUUUUCUGUAUCAAAUGCUACAUUAAAUAGAUUCUUUUCUUUACAUUAUUUAUUACCAUUUUUAUUAGCUGCAUUAGCUUUAGGUCAUUUAAUAGCAUUACAUGUACAUGGAUCAAAUAAUCCAAAUGGAGUUACUUCAAGUGGAGAUAGAUAUGCAAUGCAUCCUUACUUUAUAUUUAAAGAUUUAGUAACUAUUUUUGCAUUCUUUUUAAUCUUAUCUAUUAUAGUUUUCUUCUAUCCUAAUUUAUUAGGACAUUCUGAUAAUUAUAUUCCAGCUGAUCCUAUGGUUACUCCUGCUUCUAUUGUACCUGAAUGGUAUUUAUUACCAUUUUAUGCUAUAUUAAGAAGUAUUCCUAAUAAAUUAUUAGGAGUAAUAGCUAUGUUCGGGUCAUUAUUAAUAUUAUUAAUAUUACCUAUUGCUGAUUUAUCUAGAAUUAGAGGUUCUCAAUUUAGACCUGCUAUGAAAUUAGCUUUCUGGUUCUUCGUUGUUGAUUUUAUAAUUUUAAUGUGGAUAGGUUCUCAACACCCUAAUUCUCCUUAUGUUGAAAUUGGACAAAUCUCUACAGCAUUCUAUUUUGCAUGGUUCUUAAUUAUUGUACCUGCAAUUGGUAUAGUAGAAAAUACUUUAAUGGAUAUUGCUACUGAAUCUUAA
This is a messenger RNA of Coprinopsis cinerea okayama7#130, 1203 nucleotides long. The record is from the annotation of a RefSeq genome assembly. Lineage: Eukaryota; Fungi; Basidiomycota; Agaricomycetes; Agaricales; Psathyrellaceae.